AGCAAGUAAUUUUUUUUCCGACUUUGAUUUACAGGACAGCGAAUUACAACAAUACAAUUGGAUGGCGUACAAUACUUUAUAAGUAGAAUGAACCCGUAUUCUCCAGAACUUAACUUUUUCUUAGCGUAUCAAUACUGCAGGUCGUUAGGACUUCAGUUAGCGUCUUUUGAAACUAAAGAAAAGGCCGACUCCAUAACGCAAUAUCUUACAAACGCAGGUUUUAGUAAAUUUGAUUUUUGGGUGUCCGGUAAUAAAUUAGGCACUGACAUGUAUUUGUGGAUGAGUACGGGCCUGCCCUUUAAUGCUACAUUUAAUUAUAUGAAAAAGAACGGCAAUGAUAUUCUGACAAGUGGCAAUUCAGCUUAUGAUUUGCCCAUGGGAAGUACAAGUCCACAAAGGACUGCCAGAGAAAGCGGAAAUGCAGGUUUGGCAAACAGUUGUGUGGCAAUGAAGGCUCCCACGUUUGAAUGGGACACAGACGACUGUACUACAAUCAAAGACUUCAUUUGCGAACAGACAAGAUGCUACUAUUACAACUACGGAUCUAUUCCUGUAUCCACUACGCAGGGAAAAGUUAGUACCACAACAACUACUACUGCAAGACCACCGUUUACAUCGUCUUCAUAUUCAAAGGCAGUGGGUAACAAUUAUGUGCCCUUCGGUUUAAACGAACUUAUAAAUAAAUUAAAAUUAAACUCGAACGAUAACGUGAACAAUAAUAACGCGAACGAAGCAGCGAAGUCAGAAGGAGUGGACAGUGUCGACCUGAAGCACGUGACCAAUGGCCCUUACGACACUUUCCAUUCCAAUGUCGAAAUGCAAGAUGACCCCGUUGCAACGGCUGAUCACGACGAUUACGUGUCAACUAUUGAACCGGAAGGAGUCACUUGGUUCGCUCGUGUUCCUUAAUAAUCCGUCCGUUUUUUUCCGGGUGAACAAGUCACGUCAAGAAGAUAUCGAAAAGUUUAGACAAAGUCGAAAACAAUUUUGUAAGUCGAAAAGUCAAGUUGGGGCCGAAACACAUUCAAAAGAAUCACAUUUAACAUUUAAAUACCAAAAGUUUGAGUUUUCACUGAAACACUUUCGAAUGCGAUAUGUGAUCGAAUAAGUGAGUUAGGGCUGAAACACAUUCGAAAAUGUUUGAACAAGUCAACUUGGUGCCGAAACACAUUCGAAAGAAUCACUUAAAUAUCAAAAGUUUGAGUUUUCACUGAAGCACUUUCGAAUGUGAUCGAAUAAGUCCAGUUAGGGCCGAAACACAUUCGAAUGUG
This is a messenger RNA of Agrilus planipennis (emerald ash borer), 1271 nucleotides long. RefSeq lists its product as uncharacterized. Gene Ontology annotation, biological process: biological process involved in interspecies interaction between organisms. Lineage: Eukaryota; Metazoa; Arthropoda; Insecta; Coleoptera; Buprestidae. Gene Ontology annotation, molecular function: carbohydrate binding. The record is from RefSeq and is a predicted model, not a curated record. The transcript is spliced from 4 exons. Bases 88 to 909 code for a protein of 273 amino acids. Gene Ontology annotation, cellular component: external side of plasma membrane.